Molecule: messenger RNA, 2048 nt
Organism: Coccinella septempunctata (seven-spotted ladybird)
Lineage: Eukaryota; Metazoa; Arthropoda; Insecta; Coleoptera; Coccinellidae
Exons: 9
Coding region: 189-1961 (590 amino acids)
Source: RefSeq, a predicted model, not a curated record
UUCCCUAUCUGCUCCAGAUACGCGGAGAAACAGGAAAAUGGAAAAACUCUGUGUGAAGUUUGGUCAGUCGAUUUCGGCAAUAUCGGGUUGGAAAAUUUUUGUCGACAUAUCCUUCGCGCCUAAUCGUAAAAAAAAGUAUUGUAAGUCAUCCUCUAUUUUCCUUUCCGAAAGAUCGGUGAAAUAUAAAUAUGGGUUGUACUGUGGGUAGCGUGUUGAGAAGAGAUUCUCUGUUGGAACAUAUCUAUCAGGAAGACGAAGACACCUGGAUCUCAGGAGAGGAACUGAAGACCGAGGGUAGCAGCGGUAGCGACGACGAUGUACCCCGAAGGAAGAUCACCCCGAGGAAGUCGAGGAGAAGGCGUAGCGAAGGCUACACUCCCCCGGAAUCCCGACUAUCGCUACCGAAUCUGGGCGACAACAAGGCCGGCAUAGCGUUCCGGGUAUCCAGACCUGACGAUAACGACGGCAAGGGCGAACGCUUCUCCGUCGGCGGAGAGCUCUGCGCCGAGGAGGAGAGGAUGAGAAUGGAGGCGGCCAUGUCGAGGAUGUCCACCAGGUCCUCCCUGGACAGGACGGAGGAAGCUGGCGAUUUCGCGAGGUGCGAAAGCGACUGGAGGCCGAAAAGGGGUAGUCUGAAGCUGCCCAACCUGGAGGAAGAAACAGAAAAGACAAAGGUCAUCAGAUUCAGCGACGAUAUCGAAAAAUUCGACCCUCCUGACCAUCGAGUGGAGGUUAACGGUUUCAAUUUCGAAGUUGGUGCCGGAGAUGAGAUCUCAGUCGAAGAAGGAGAUUCACUGAAGGCCGACUUCGACAAGUGGAAGGAAAGCUCGAUGGGCUUCUCUGAUAUCCCCUACGAAGAUGCUCUGGACGAAGACGACAUCGAUCGGUAUGUUUUGAAAGCUUCCGACAGCGAAAAUUGGAAGCCGCUGCUGAAGAGUAAGCUGAAUCUGCCCAAUUUCGAUGGUGACAACGUUGACACGUCAGUGAGACAAUUCGUUUCCGAAAUGAACGAAUUCUACAACGAGAUGUCCGGCAAGCUGAAGUCGCUGAAGGACUGUCCGGCGCUGGGAAAUUCGCAGAAUGCGGUCCUCGAUCUGGAAGACGAGAAGUUCAUGGAGAAGGAGAAUUUCAAGAAUCUGUACAAGAACCUGAAGAAGACGCCGCAAGUCAAGAAGACCCUGAGCCUCAUCAGCAAGAUGGAUAGCGAUAUAUCGGAAACGAUCACGAAAUUCCGGGAGGAGCGCGCCGAGAGGCUGGAGAUGCAGAAGCAGCUGAUGGACCAUAUUCCCAGAGAUCGGAAUUCGCAGUUGUUCCUGCAACUGUGCGAAUUCGAAUCGAAAUCUAACGAUUAUCUGAGGAAUGAAACUAGAGAGAAGAGAAAUGGAGUGAACGAAACUAGAAAAAAGAACAGGAGAAAUAUGGACGAUAAAAAUUUCAUUGAAAGAAAUAUCGAGCUCGCCAAAGUUGGAAUGAAUUUUUCCCUAUCGGACGAACAGAAACAGAGGUUAGAGAAGAUUCUGAUGGACGAGAUCACGGAUGAACCGGCGAACGAUGACAACAGAAUUCCAUCAGGUGUAAGAAGAGCAAAUCAAAUGCCUAAUGAGCAGAAUAAUAACGGAGAUGAAGUUUACUCUAACUGUACAAUAAAUGCUUACCGAUUGAGUGAUGAGCAUAAGGAAAAACUCAUUGGAAUAGAUUCAGCGCUCAAGGCUUACGAGGAAGAUGAUUCAAGGCGUGCGGGUGGAUCAGGCAUCGGAGUAGGCUUGGUCAAGUCCUUGAAAGAAAUCGACGAAAAAUUGAAGAGUCUUUCAACGUCGUACAUCCAUGACGAACAGCUUCUGGAGAAAAACAGGAAGAAAUCGACGGGAAUCGAUAUCCAAAGGUUGGAGGAAAAUGUGGUACAAAACUUAGGGUUGAAAACAAGCACAGACCUGACAAUAUCUACAGAGUUAUCUAUUUAGAUAUAUUUUAUUGCAUCUGACUUUUAUUAUACUUAUAUAUUAUAUUUUCAUUAAACUUGGACAUUUUAUACAGACUGUCAUACAAAA